Messenger RNA from Boleophthalmus pectinirostris (great blue-spotted mudskipper), 4317 nucleotides. Its product is annotated as leucine-rich repeat-containing protein 9-like. Bases 1 to 4317 code for a protein of 1438 amino acids. Gene Ontology annotation, molecular function: protein binding. NCBI's taxonomy places the organism in Eukaryota, Metazoa, Chordata, Actinopteri, Gobiiformes, Gobiidae. The transcript has a single exon. The record is from RefSeq and is a predicted model, not a curated record.
AUGAGCCACAAUGAAAAACUGAAGUUUCGUGGUGAUGAUGAAGUGCUUAAGGAACUGUGCAAGACCAAUGGCAUAGCUUAUGACAAAAUUGCACAUGAAGGAACAUCUGUCAACUCUCUGGAGAUAUUCUUCUCUGAUUUCCCACGCAUGGUUGGACUUUCAUUUUUCCCCAGACUUUGUCAGUUGACUAUAGUCGGCCAGAGCUUGGAGAUCAUUGAAGGCUUGGAGGGCUGUCCAAUGCUCCGUGAGCUCUGGGUAGCUCAGUGCCAUGUUAAGGAUAUUACUGGCCUAGAGAGCUGUUUACAACUGAAGAAACUUUAUCUUUAUGAUAAUCAAAUUAGCAAGAUACAGAAUUUGCAAAGGCUGGUCCAUCUACAAGUCCUGUGGCUCAACAACAACUGCAUCAGUGAGAUACAGGGGCUUGACAACCUUGAACAACUCAGAGAAUUAAAUUUAGCUGCCAAUUGCAUUGAAAUGAUUGGGCGUCUGUUGGAGCCUAAUGUUAAUCUACAAAACCUCAACCUAUCCGGAAAUCGAAUUAAAUCAUUUAAGGAACUGACCCACCUUGCUCAUUUACCACAACUCACAGAGCUAGCCCUCAACGAUCCAACUUCAGGUCCUAACCCAGUUUGUCUGCUGUGUAACUAUGCAACACAUAUUCUGUAUCACAUGCCUGGCCUCCUUUGCCUUGAUACCUAUAGUGUGUCAAACAGCCAAGUCAAGGAAGUUGCUGAGUCUACUGUACUAAAGAAAAUGAUGUAUUACAACAUGCGUGUGCGCACGGUUCAGAGGAUGCUGGCAGAGACCGUGCACAAACUGGCAGAGAAAAAGCAAACUGUGCUGCAGAUCCCUGAAGAAAGAAUCAGAACGUUAACCUAUUCAUUCAAAAAUCUGGAGCGAGAGCUCUCACGAUUGGCUGGUGACAGCAAAGUAUCUACAGGACUCAGCUCAGAGGAAGCCCCGUCUGUUAGAGUACACUCUGAAGGUCAAAAUAAUGGCAUCAGUCUAGAUUCAAAUUUGGAAGAAGGAAUUCUCCUGAAAAUGACCUCAAUAAGAGAGAGACUGGCACUGUGGGGCAAAAAGAUGGAUGAAGUGGAAGCACUCCAUGAGCGAGAGGUUGCUCAUGUUAGAAGCUGUGUGGAAUAUGCAAUCCAGUUUCUCUUGAUGGAGCUAGAAAGUGUUGGAAACAUUCGUUUUGAGGAAGGCUGUUCCGCCAACCCCUGGUUUUCUAUCUGCUGUGACCUCCUUCAUUUGCGCUUCUGUCACUCAGAUUACAGGGCCUAUGAUGUUACUGGAGUAAAAAUAAACAAAGUGAUUCGUAUUCACAACACUGCUCUGAGGCUUCGGUUUGAAGAGAAACUGCAGAUGCUGCUCAAUGAUGAAUCAUCAUCUCUUCCCCAGAAUUACAGACAAAGACUGGAAUACUUGUUCUAUGUCCCUAACCCAGCAAAAGUCCCUGAAAAGGAGGACCUUUUGCAUAUUUUAGAAAAUGGCUUUAAAACUGCUGAACAAUUUAAGGCUCUAGGAAGAGAAGAGGCUAUUCCUUUGUCCAACAGCCUGUAUUUCAGUGAACAGUAUCGGAUUGAGAGCGCAAUGUCUGACACCAGUCACAGUUCUUUCCAUAUUAUGGAUGAUAGCCUUCUCUGUCAUGGCUGGGUUAUACUUUCCAAAGUAUUUCUUGGAAACAGCACACCAAUAAGAAAUGGUGAAUCUGUGGAAAAAAACAACUACCCCACAGCCCAUUCUGUGUACCUAAACACUGGCACAAAAAACAAAACAACCACCAAAGAAGUGCCUAGCUCUCCCAGAGCACACGGAUCUGAGUCCUGUCGUCAAGACAGAAAAUGGUUCAUAUUUGACAAUGAACUUGUUCUACCAGAGUACAUCAUAUAUUUUGAAUAUGUCACUACGAAUCAAGAAAAGACUAACCAUAUGUAUAACACAGAGAAAAAUAGUACUUCUCCCAGUGAGAUAGUUGUGGACAGGGAAGUGCUCAAUAUGGAGCCAGUGCUGAAGGCACAGCCCAAACUGUUGAGCAGGGAUGAGAAGAUGCUGCUAAGUGUGACUCAGGCAAAUAUGUCCAGUCAGAUAACUGUGCUGAACUUGCAUGGCAACAGUCUGAGCAAGCUGAAGGAAAUUAGUCGCAUUUCAACUCUCAGGCACCUCUGUAUCAGCUUUAAUGAAUUCACACGGCUGGAUGACAUUCGCAGCAUGCAUAAUCUUGAGUUUUUGGAUGCCAGCUUUAAUCGCUUGGUUACCCUCGAAGGAAUGAAGAACUUGCCAAAGCUCAGAGACCUUGAUGUGCGGUGGAACAAGCUGACCAGGGCCAGAGAAGACACAAUGGUUCUGAUGAAACACACACCCGUUCUAUUAAGACUGGACACAAGACACAACCCAUGGAAAAGGGCAAAGUCAGUUCGAAAGAUCAUAUUGGCUGGUUUGAAGUCACUCACACGCCUGGAUGAUGAACUCAUCACUGAAGAGGAAGCUACUGAGGCUGUUGGAGCUGCAGAGACAAGAAUCACACAGACUUGUCUUUUAGUGCACUCCUCUACAAAUGCUGAACGCCCACGAAGCCUCAGUCUGCUUUCUACAGCCCACUUCUUGUGCGAACUCAGUCACAAUAUGUGGAACAGUCUUCAGCCAGACUGGAUGUCUAAGAUAACAGCUCUGAACCUUGAUGGCUUGAGGAUUUCAAAGCUGUCUAACCUUAAUGGACUAGUAAACUUGCGCUGGGCCUCCUUUAAUGAUAACGACAUUGCCGAAGUGGAAGGACUUGACUGCUGUCUGAAGUUAGAGGAACUUUCACUAAAUGACAACAACAUCACUACUGUAACUGGUCUAUUGAAACUCACUUCUUUAAAUAGACUGAGUUUGGAUGGAAAUCAACUGACUUCACUAGAACCUUUGGUUUUGGAGCAGCUGUCCAGCCUCACUUUUCUCUCACUGGACAAAAACCACAUCACUUCUCUCCAUGGGAUUCAGAGAGUCCGAUCACUUUUGGAGCUGUACAUCGGCAACAACCACAUAUCUACAACUCUGGAUAUCUUUUAUCUGAAGGGAUUAACAAAUCUCAUCAUUCUGGAUUUGCAUGGAAAUCCACUGGUUGAGAAAUUGGAAAAUUAUCGCAUUUAUGUAGUCUUUCAAAUAUCUUCGUUGAAAGCUUUGGAUGGCAUCGCUGUGGAAGAAACUGAAUGUAAAAAUGCAAAGGGCAUGUUUAGUGGGAGAUUAACAUCGGACAUGGUGUUUGAGAAGCUGGGCCAUUCAAAGUACUCUGAAAUUACAAAUCUUUCUAUGGUGUCCAACUCCAUAAGAAUGGUUGAUUUGUCCCCAGCUGACUUGUUUGACGCCCUGCAACAUAUAAAUCUGGACCACAACAACCUCACCUCCUUCUCUGGCCUCAUCUACCUGCCUAAUAUAAAAUCUCUUAGUCUGAACUACAACCACAUUGAGUCCAUCUUGCCACGACGGAAGGCCCAAGCUCACCUGACAAAACGACAGCUUCUGCACAACAAAGUUCACUCCAGUGGUUACGGCCAGCAGAGACAGACCAAGAGCAACGGGGAAGCUGUACCCUUUGGCAGCCUGGAGCCGCUGAUGGGGAGUCUGGAGGAGCUGCAUUUGAGUCACAAUGGCAUCUCCAAUAUGGCCAAUCUUCAGCUCAGCAGGCUCACCAAUCUGAAGGCACUCUUUCUUCAAGGUAAUGAGAUCAGCCAGGUAGAGGGACUGGAAGGACUCCACCUUCUCAGAGAACUAGUGCUGGACAAAAAUCUAAUCAAAGUCUUUUCCGAGAACUCUUUUACUGGGCAGGGUGCACUUUUAGAACUUUCCCUGUCAGAGAACCGUGUCCGCGAGCUCAGCCACCUGGAGCACCUGACAGAGCUACGGAAGCUCUCCCUAGACUCCAACAAGCUGCAGGAUACUGCAGAGUUGGAGAAACUAGAAGCCCUCCCUUCACUGACAGAACUUUGUGUGACCGGCAACCCUGUGGCCCGUAGCUCUGUGUACAGAGCAGCCGUGGUUCUGCGCCUGUCACAGCUGCAGAUUCUGGAUGGAGUAGUCAUAACUGUAGAGGAGAGGACCAGAGCCGAGCUGCUCAACACAGAGUCCUCGCCAUGCCCACAGUUCAGCACUGAGAUAAACCUGUCCGGACUGUUGCCACUUAUGUCACGCAACACUUUAAGAACCAUAACCACCAUGAGCGGAGGGCUGCAGAACCUCAUCCAAGGACAGGACAGUUCAUUGACUGCUGCAGAUGAGACCCCACAGCAUCUCAGCUACAAAUCCAUCCCAGAUAAGAAGCACAAAACACAGUAA